This is a messenger RNA of Aethalodelphis obliquidens (Pacific white-sided dolphin), 2921 nucleotides long. RefSeq names its product zinc finger protein 567 (gene ZNF567). Bases 316 to 2256 code for a protein of 646 amino acids. Gene Ontology annotation, molecular function: DNA-binding transcription factor activity, RNA polymerase II-specific; RNA polymerase II cis-regulatory region sequence-specific DNA binding. The record is from RefSeq and is a predicted model, not a curated record. NCBI's taxonomy places the organism in Eukaryota, Metazoa, Chordata, Mammalia, Artiodactyla, Delphinidae. The transcript has 5 exons. Gene Ontology annotation, biological process: regulation of transcription by RNA polymerase II.
UAUCUCUUCCCUCUUGCGUCUCCCUCCCUCCCACACUAACUUGUUUUAAAAGCAAAAACUCUCCCUCCUGUUGGAAGUCUGCUGCGCUAAAAAAAACAUGAUCAGUUUCUUCUCUAAUUCCUCAACCUCUAUUUUGUCCCCUCUUUACUCCCUCUAGAUUGAUAGUCUGCAGCUGGAAUGGAUUGGGAGCUGGAAAAGAAAAGUCAGGGACAAGAAGAGGCUAACAUGACUGGUACCGUUAUAAUUUAGUGAACCGCCCCUUUUCUAAAGAGGAGCCCAAAGGAAGACUGGUCAUCUCUUGCAGAUCUCAAAACCAUGGCUCAGGGAUCAGUGUCAUUCAAAGAUGUGACUGUGGACUUUAGUCAGGAGGAGUGGCAGCACCUGGAUCCUGCUCAGAAGAUGCUAUACAUGGAUGUGAUGUUGGAAAACUAUUGCCACCUCGUUUCUGUGGGGUGUCACAUGACCAAGCCUGACGUGAUCCUCAAGUUGGAACGAGGAGAAGAGCCAUGGACAUCAUUUACAGGUCAUACCUGUUUAGAAGAAAAGUGGAAAGCUGAAGACUUUUUAGUGAAAUUCAAGGAACAACAAGAUAAAUUUUCUAGAUCAGUUGUAUUAAUCAACCACAAUAAACUGAUUAAGGAGAACAGUAGUGCAUAUGAAAAGACAUUUACUUUAAGCAAAAACCCUAUUAAUUCAAAAAACCUACCUCCUGAAUAUGACACUCAUGGAAAGAUUUUAAAAAAUGUUUCAGAAUUAAUCAUCAGUAAUCUAAGUCCUACAAGAAAGAGACUUAGUGAGCAUAAUAGAUAUGGGAAAUCACUCCUCAAUACUAAGCCAGAGACAGCUCACUCUGGAGGCAAAUCCCAUAAUCAGUGUGGUAGGACUUUCAGUCAUAAUGAAAUGAUUAUGCAAUAUCAUGAGAUAGAAACUUCAGCACAGUCAUUUGGAUAUAAUGACUGUGAGAAAUCCUUCCUUAAAAAAGGAGGCCUAAUUACACAUAAUAGAGCUUACAGAAGGGAAAAACCAUCUGAAUAUAAUAAAAGGAGAACAACCAAUAUUGAAAAAAAGCAUAUAUGCACUGAAUGUGGGAAGUCCUUCUGCAGGAAAUCAGUAUUGAUUCUGCAUCAGGGAAUUCACACAGAGGAAAAACCCUACCAAUGUCAUCAAUGUGGAAAUUCAUUUAGAAGGAAAUCAUAUCUCAUUGAUCAUCAGAGAACUCACACUGGAGAGAAACCCUUUGUUUGUAAUGAAUGUGGUAAGUCCUUCCGCCUAAAGACAGCCCUCACUGAUCAUCAGAGAACACAUACAGGGGAGAAAUCAUAUGAAUGUCCACAAUGUAGGAAUGCCUUCAGAUUGAAGUCACACCUCAUUCGUCAUCAGAGAACUCACACAGGAGAGAAACCAUAUGAGUGUAAUGACUGUGGGAAGUCUUUCCGCCAGAAGACAACACUCUCCCUACAUCAGAGAAUUCAUACAGGAGAGAAACCCUAUAUUUGUAAAGAAUGUGGGAAGUCCUUUCACCAGAAGGCAAAUCUUACUGUACAUCAGAGAACUCAUACAGGGGAAAAGCCCUAUAUUUGUAAUGAAUGUGGGAAAUCCUUCUCUCAGAAGACAACCCUCGCUCUUCAUGAGAAGACUCAUAAUGAAGAGAAACCUUAUAUUUGUAAUGAGUGUGGAAAAUCCUUCCGCCAGAAGACAACCCUUGUGGCACAUCAGAGAACACAUACAGGGGAAAAAUCCUAUGAAUGUCCUCACUGUGGGAAGGCUUUUAGAAUGAAGUCAUACCUCAUUGAUCAUCACAGAACUCACACAGGAGAGAAACCAUAUGAAUGUAAUGAAUGUGGGAAAUCCUUCAGUCAGAAGACAAAUCUCAAUCUACAUCAGAGAAUUCAUACAGGAGAGAAACCCUAUAUUUGUAAUGAGUGUGGGAAGUCUUUUCGCCAGAAAGCAACCCUCACUGUACAUCAGAAAAUACAUACAGGGCAGAAAUCCUAUGAAUGCCCUCAGUGUGGGAAAGCCUUUAGCAGGAAGUCAUAUCUCAUUCAUCAUCAAAGAACUCAUACAGGAGAGAAACCAUACAAGUGUAAUGAAUGUGGGAAGUGCUUCCGCCAGAAGACAAACCUCAUUGUACAUCAGAGAACUCAUACAGGGGAGAAGCCUUAUAUUUGUAAUGAGUGUGGUAAGUCCUUCAGUUAUAAGAGAAACCUUAUUGUCCAUCAAAGAACUCACAAGGGAGAAAACAUGGUAAUGCAGUAAUAAAUGAUGUGAUUUCUUUGUGAAGCCUUUCUAAGUUAUUGUAAAACUUUAGUUUUUUAAAAAAGCAUGCUUAACAUGUGAAUACGGUAAUUUUAAUCACAAAUGUAAUAAUAAUUAUUAACUUAAUAUACUAUACCACAUAACUAUUUAUCUACUGUUUACUAGCAUAUGAAAUGGAUAUGAUCAUUGAUAUUGAACUCUUAUCAGCAAUGAAGCUAAUUUUUUACGUUUUCAAGUUCUCCUGCUGACUCAGUUUAUUUUUUUUAAUUCUUAUAUAAUACAUGCAGAAGCAAGAUACAAAGUGGUUUUAAGUAUCAGUCUCCAUAAGAGGAAGAAAUUAUGAAGUAUAUUUCUCAUUGCACUCUGCGGAAUAAAAGUUAGUUGUUACUUCCCCAAAGAUUACCACUUCCCUGGCUUUUAACAUGAAAUAGUUUUUGCAUGUCUUUCAACUUUAUAUUUUAUUAUACAUUACAAAUUUUUUGUCUUGUUUCACUCAACAUUUUAAAGAUUCAUACAUUAUUGCAUGUGGCAGUAGUGUAUUCAUUUUCAUUCUAUAUACUCUUCCAUUUUAAGAAUAUACUGCUAUUUAUCUAUCCUCUUGAUGGAUAUUUGUAUUUUUUAUAAUUUUGUGUUGUAAUAAAAAUACUACUAUAAAUAUUCUUGUA